GGCGCGGCCUGAGGAAAUUUCCUCUUACACUCCCUCUGGUGCAGGCUCCAGUUUCUCCUCCUAUCUUCUCCAUUUUACUAGUCCCUGCAGGAUUUCACUAGAAUAUUGUUUGGAGAAAGUAUCAUGGAAGUUCUGCGCCCACAGCUUGUAAGAAUUGGUGGACGGAUUUACAGAAAAAAUCCCAUCCAAGAACAGACUUGUCAACAUGAAGAAGAUGAUGAAGACUUCUAUCAAGGCUUUGUGGAGUAUGCAGAGGAGCCCUGUGAUGCCUACGAGGUGGUGCCGACCCAGCAAGGUUUCCGGUGUACCGUGAAGGCCCCCAGUUUGCUCUACAAGCACAUAGUUGGCAAAAGAGGGGACACUAGGAAGAAACUAGAAGUGGAAACCAAAACCUCUAUUAGCGUUCCUAAGCCUGGACAAGAAGGAGAAAUUGUAAUCACUGGCCAGCAUCGAAGUGGUGUAAUUUCAGCUCGAACUCGGAUUGAUGUUCUUUUGCUCACUUUUAGAAGAAAGCAACCCUUCACUCACUUCCUUGCGUUUUUCCUCAAUGAAGUUGAGGUUCAGGAGCGAUUCCUGAAGUUCCAGGAGGAAGUACUGGAGAAGUGCUCCAUGGAUCAUGGGGUUGAUAGCACCAUUUUCCAGAAUCCCAAAAAGCUUCACCUAACCAUUGGGAUGUUGGUGCUUUUGAGUGAACAAGAGAUCCAGCAGACAUGUGAGAUGCUACAGCAGUGUAAAGAGGAAUUCAUUGAUGGCAUUUCUGGGGGGAAACCCCUAGAAGUAGAGAUGGCAGGCAUAGAAUACAUGAACGAUGAUCCUGGCAUGGUGGAUGUUCUUUAUGCCAAAGUCCAUAUGAAAGAUGGCUCCAACAGGCUGCAGGAAUUAGUCGAUCGAGUGCUGGAACGUUUUCAGGCAUCUGGACUAAUAGUGAAAGAGUGGAAUAGUGUGAAACUCCAUGCGACAGUGAUGAACACUCUAUUCAGGAAGGACCCCAAUGCUGAAGGCAGGUACAAUCUCUACACAGCAGAUGGCAAAUACAUCUUCAAGGAAAGAGAAUCAUUUGAUGGGCGAAACAUUUUAAAGCUGUUUGAGAACUUCUGCUUUGGUACCCUGAAGCUUAAUUCAAUUCACAUCUCUCAGAGGUUCACAGUAGACAGCUUUGGAAACUACGCCUCCUGUGGGCAAGUUGACUUCUCCUGAGGUGGAUCUUGGGAAGUGCUAGAAGUUGAACAUCCUCACAAGGUGCAGAGGGAAAGUAUCCUCGUUUGAAUUACUGAAGAGGGAUGUAGAAAUGUGAAUGGUGACUUUCCUGGGAGGUUCCCCACACAAACCAUGGUCUCUAAUGGUUGUUCACAGUCCUCAAACUGUCUGUCGUCCAAGGGGGUUGUGGGCACGGGGUGGUUUUGUAACCCUUGGCUUGUUCAUCUUUCACAGGGUCUACCUUUCUUGCUGAAGUUCUUCUCUGGAAAUGUACGUCUCAAGCCCAUUGGAGCUGAGAUUCACAUUAUUUCUUAUACACCUACUGAUUUUGCUCCAGCCAUUAAAGUUUCAUAUUAAUACUUUAAAAGAGAAUUAAAGAUGUGGUUUUGUUACUCUCUCCACC
Messenger RNA from Odobenus rosmarus divergens (Pacific walrus), 1600 nucleotides. RefSeq names its product activating signal cointegrator 1 complex subunit 1 (gene ASCC1). Gene Ontology annotation, molecular function: RNA binding. The record is from RefSeq and is a predicted model, not a curated record. Gene Ontology annotation, biological process: DNA alkylation repair; regulation of DNA-templated transcription. Bases 124 to 1197 code for a protein of 357 amino acids. The transcript is spliced from 10 exons. Gene Ontology annotation, cellular component: nucleus. NCBI's taxonomy places the organism in Eukaryota, Metazoa, Chordata, Mammalia, Carnivora, Odobenidae.